CCAGUGCCAGUUCUACAGUUCGGUACAGUCUCUUUACCAUCACGAGAGUCGAGAGUGAAUAUCAGAGUUGUGAUUUUCCGUUAGAGGAUGGCCGCGAUGCUGUCCAACUGUUCGCGGUUUGUGCCUCGUAUAAGAACAAGAAUUAGUAUAUCACAAACGAAGGUUGUCAGAUCUUUACAUAGUCAAGGGCACAUACUAUUUAUCCACACCGAACAUGUGGUCAGCAGGAAUUCUCAAUUAUAUACAAGGUAUAAGAAAUUUCACUGUUGGAGAGAUCAGACAAGACAUGUUCAUUCAACAGCCACAUUAUGGGAAAUAAAGGAAGUUGUAGUACCAGCAUUCGCGGAAAGUGUAAGCGAAGGAGAUGUCAGAUGGGAUAAGAAAGUGGGUGACCAAGUUAAAGAGGAUGAUGUCUUGUGUGAAAUUGAAACAGAUAAGACCUCAGUUCCUGUACCAUCACCUGGCUCUGGUGUUAUAAAAGAGGUUUUUGCAAAAGAUGGUGAAACUGUAAAACCAGGACAAAAGUUAUGUACUAUUGAUAUUGGUGCUACUGGCGGAGCUGCACCAGCAACUGCAAAGCCUGCUGAAGCUCCAAGACCUCCACCUAGUACCGCAGCACCGCCGCCACCACCACCGCCUCCCCCACCACAGCCAAUACCUACACCACCGCCGCCACCUCCAUCAACUGCUGCACCUCCUUCAUCUGUACCACCUCCAGCAGCUAAACCCACACCUCCACAGGCACCUGCAGCAUCCAUGCCAGUUGCUGCAAUUAAACAUGCUCAGGCACUGGAAGGUGCGAAAGUACAGCUACCUCCCAGUGAUUAUUCGCGUGAAAUCAUCGGUACGAGGACAGAACAGCGAGUGAAAAUGAAUAGAAUGCGAUUACGUAUUGCAGAUAGGUUGAAAGAUGCUCAAAACACGAACGCUAUGUUAACAACGUUUAAUGAAAUUGAUAUGAGCCGUAUCAUGGAAUUUCGUAAAGCACAUCAAGAAGGCUUCACAAAGAAAUAUGGUUUAAAGCUUGGAUUUAUGAGUCCAUUUAUUGCGGCCUCUGCGUAUGCUUUGAAAGAUCAGCCAGUAGUAAAUGCUGUAAUAGAUGCCACUGAUAUUGUUUAUAGAGAUUACGUCGAUAUUAGUGUCGCCGUUGCAACGCCGAAAGGUCUUGUUGUACCAGUUAUUCGUAGUGUAGAGAACAAAAAUUUUGCAGAAAUUGAAAUUGCGUUGGCUGCUAUAAGCGAUAAAGCAAGAAAAGGAAAGAUAUCUGUAGAAGAUAUGGAUGGUGGUACAUUCACAAUAAGCAAUGGUGGUGUUUUCGGCUCCCUUAUGGGAACACCUAUUAUUAAUCCGCCACAAAGUGCUAUUCUUGGAAUGCAUGGGGUAUUUGAUAGACCCAUUGCAGUCAAGGGCGAGGUCGUAAUUCGUCCAAUGAUGUAUGUCGCUUUAACGUAUGAUCAUCGAUUGAUUGAUGGGCGCGAGGCUGUGAUGUUUUUGAGAAAGAUCAAAGACGCUGUAGAAGACCCCAGAAUAAUUUUAGCUGGUCUUUGAGCACCGUAAAUUUUUUCAUUGCAUCGCUUCAAAUACGGCUCUCAUUACAUCCAGAAUGUUUUGUACACGUUGUAUUAUAUUAUGUUUAUCGAGGCUUUUACUUAAAAACAUAUUUCCAAAUAAUUAUUAAUCAUUGUGAUAAACGAAAGUAAAAAAAAAACACUAUUACAUAAUCGAAGUAACAUAAAGUAUUUCAAUGUGAAGACUUUAUCUUAUUAACGAAGUAUUGUUUCGAUUCAUUGAUAUUUCAAUAUUAAAUGAAUUGAUCUUUCUACAACAUAAAUUUCGACUUAAUUAAACUGUUGUCCUUUCAUAUAUCAUACUUCUAAACUCAAAGUGACGUGCAAUAUAAAAGAGUUGAAAUGUAGAUUUUAAUAUUUUUAUGGGCUCACACUUGAAACGCGCUAUAUAAUUGAAAAAAAAAACUUAAUAUCGUCAAAUCGUAAAAGAUUUCAUAAUUUAUUUAAUAUUAUGAUAUUUCUGAUUUUAUAUAUGGCUUAUAUUAUUGGACAGCAUGUUUUUGUUAUUUCACAAUAUGUAAUGCAAAAAUUUCGUGUAUAUUUAUAUUUUUUAAAACUGAAGUAAAGCAGUAAACAAAUAUUGGUAACAAUAAUGUCAUUAUUUCUGAUUAUUUAUCUUAUUCUGAUGACCUUAAUUUGUGAGACGUCAUACAGAAGCGACAAUUGAAAAACUAGAAGAUAUUUUAUUGCAAAAAAUAAAUGUAUCUAAAUACUGAAAUAAAAUUUCAUUAAACUAAA
Molecule: messenger RNA, 2306 nt
Organism: Osmia bicornis bicornis
Lineage: Eukaryota; Metazoa; Arthropoda; Insecta; Hymenoptera; Megachilidae
Product: dihydrolipoyllysine-residue succinyltransferase component of 2-oxoglutarate dehydrogenase complex, mitochondrial-like
Exons: 9
Coding region: 88-1548 (486 amino acids)
Biological process (GO): tricarboxylic acid cycle
Cellular component (GO): oxoglutarate dehydrogenase complex
Molecular function (GO): dihydrolipoyllysine-residue succinyltransferase activity
Source: RefSeq, a predicted model, not a curated record